Camelina sativa (false flax) is the source of this 810-nucleotide messenger RNA. RefSeq lists its product as uncharacterized. NCBI's taxonomy places the organism in Eukaryota, Viridiplantae, Streptophyta, Magnoliopsida, Brassicales, Brassicaceae. The record is from RefSeq and is a predicted model, not a curated record.
AUGUCUCAUCGGUCCUUUUUUGAAGAUAUUACUUUAGAUUCAUCAAGGAAGACAAAGUGGACUAUUUUUGUCAAGAUUCUGAGUAUUUGGAAAGGAAAAGAGAAUUCUGUUGAAAUGAUUCUCGCAGAUGAGAAGGGAUCUAGAAUUGAUGCUUCUAUACCUCCGAUCAAGUAUAAAGAGAAAUUUAAGAGAUGGCUCAAAGAAGGUGAAUGGUACCUUUUGAACUUCUUCAAGGUUGAUGUGAUUCCAAAGUCGAAUCCAUACUCAGUUCACCCUUUUCAUCUCAUUUUUAUUCCUAAAACAACAAUGGAUCCUGUUGGUCCAAAAUCGACAAGUCAGUUCUUUGAUUUUACUUCAGCAACACAGAUUGCGAAUGCAACAGAAGCUGAUAAGAAACGGGUUGUUGAUGCAUGUGGAGUUCUCAUGGAUGUAACUCCGAUUGCAAAGAUACAUUAUAUGGACAAAGAUAGUGGAUGUGAAUCUGAAGCAAAUAUGGUCAUUUUCAAACUAAAAGAUGCCAGUGGGAGGAUUAUGAAAUGUGUUGCAAUAGGAAAAACGUGUGAUGACUUUGUAAAGAACUGGUCUAGAAGGGUAUCUGAUAUCAAUUAUGUUAAUGGGUCAAUCCUUUGUGUUCUACGUUUCUGGCGAUACGCUACAUUCCAAGCUCAAAAUUGCUUAAUGUCUGAUUCUGGCUCUUCAAGAUGCUUCUUUGACAAAGAAUUCGCAGAAAUCGACAGGAAAAAUUACAGUGGACUUGAAGACUCAGAAGAAGAUGAAGUCUUUAUGGAGGUUGUUGAGCAAAACUUUUAA